UCCCCGCACCCCUCGCCUGCACAGUGGGUCGUCUGGCGCCUGUAGCAUCGUGUUUGCUGAGGGCCCGGCAGCCGUUGACUGAGGCUGCGAUGGCGGCGGCAGGCCGAGGUCGGGAGCAGGACUCGGCGCGCUUCGUCUAUGUGAUGCGCUUCGGCUCGCAUCAGUGCGGUGGCGUCCUGCAGCUGGGCGGCCGCGGAGCUCAAGGCCUUUGGGGUCAGGGGCCUGGGGCUGGCUGUCGCCAGGAGAAGCCGAGGGAAGCAACGGCGGUGGCGGGCGUCCAGGGUGGCAGCGAGCUGCCCCUCGGUUCCCAGCCCAGGGUGCCCACGACCCCUGGUGUGAAGGCUGCGACCUCUGCCACUUCCCAGCUGCUGGCGUCGAGAGUUCAGAGCGGCACCAGACUGUCGGCGCGUGCAGGUUUAAUCCAGAAGGAUGCAGCUAAAAAGUAUGAUUUUCCCAUACCAUUGAAUGAAGCUUCCAAAAUAAUGAAGAAAAAGAAAAAGGUUUUAGUAUGGAAUAGAGUAUACAAAGUCAUUUCAAGAAUGCUUGAAGAAAAUGAAAAAUAUAGACACAGGCUGAAAUGCCAAAGGUUAUCUAGUGAAAGCUCAAAUUGCACAAGGUGAAUCUUCUUAUCUUCUGGAUUAACCUAUCUUUGGAUGUUUCCCAAAGAAGAUUAUGAAGAAUCUAAAGAUGAAACAUUAAAUGAAUCAUAAUUAUUUGUUAAUUUUGAUGUGUUUUAUUAGAAUUGGGACUUUAGUAGUCGAAUAGAAAAACUACCUUCUUUAUAAAUUAAUAGUAUUUCUUUGCUACUUAAUAAUACCUUUAGUUAAAUAUUGUUACCAUAUGCAUGCAAGUGUUAUUUUCAAAAUUAAUACUUAUUCUACAUACUUUUAAAUUAACCUUAUACAUAAAAUUUAAUUAGCAUACCAAUGCAAUUGCAUGAAUUUUAUAAUUACCAGCUUUUCCAUUUUAUUAAUGAGUCUACAACUGCUGCUUUGUUCAUCUCUUCUUUUAGAUGUAACUUUUAAAUUAAACUUGGAUUCACUUAAAUUAUUUUUGGCUUCCUCUAAACUUCUCAAUUAUUUUAUGGAAAAAACCUUAGAAUUUACAUAGCAACGAUUAUUUUGGGUGUUAAAACUAAGCUAAUGAUUAUUUAAGCCAUCUUUUCACCCUAAAGAAAAUUAGUAAAUGUAUGCAUUUAUAAUAUGGAUAUAUUAUAAUGGACUAUAUUAUAAUAUGGAGUAUUUUAGGACAAUUUUUGGGCAAAGAUCAGAGGAGAUGCCCUUUACCUUGCCAGGCCCCUAAGUAAUACAUUAUUUUUAAGUCAAUGAAUGAGAGGAUUAGAAUUCUGAAAAUCAUUUAGAAGUAUUGUUUUAUAAGUCCUUUUUUUCUACUCAACGUUAAGUAGUAAUCAACUUUUACCUCCGCCAGUUUUUCUGCUUUUUUGCUGGUACGAUCUCUCUCUCUAAAUUGAAUCAAAGACCUAGGUGGAACUGGAAACUUAGGAGGGAAAGACAAAAUGAGGCUUGUUCAUGAUCAAAUUCUGUGUACUCUAGUUGCUUCUUUCCCUUGGAGUGGCAGGUACUUUUAUAUCCAGGAUGAUUACAGUGAUGACAUCCAUUCUUUUUUGGGGGCAUUGAGAGGGUGGGCUUCCUAAUUAUUUUACAAAGGUAUUACAAAGUGUUAAUAUACAAAAUUCUCAUGAAAUAGCACAAGUUGUAAGGACUGUAAAGUAAUUCACAGUUUUGUUUUUUCCUCUAAUAGUUAUAACUUAAUUACUUCAGGAGACUACGACGGUGUAGAAUUUGUGGUAACAUGAUCUUCUAGUGACUAUUUAUCAAAUCCACCUGUUUCCAGAUGGAAGGACACAGUGCCUGGGGAAAUGGCCUAGGUUUUUUUUGCCAUGUGGGCUCUCAAGUUUCCCUGCAUGGAGGGUCACACAACUUCUUUAUAUUAUGCUGGGUAAAUUUCAGGCUGCUAAAUCCUUGGGUGAAGCUUCAAAUUUUAGCUUAUGCAAUUGAAGUCCAUUGCAAAAUGAGACAUAUUUACACUGUUUAUACUGUAAUUUAUGCUGUAUAAAGUUUUGUAGUGAAUGUGAAUGAAGAUUUUAGGUUUGCUUCAAUGUAUGUUUAUAUUUAUGUGACUUAUACAACUUGGCAUAGUAGUCUGUUUCAAUUUAUUAGCUAUAUCAAUAUUUGUUAGAUUUAAAAUAAGAGUCUAAUGCUGGAUACAAACUCAGUUUAUUUCACUGUUCUAGAACCAUGGAGGAAUGAAGACUCCCACUGAAAUGAAUGUUCUAAAUAUUUGUUCUAAAUCUUUUAAUUUUUGUUUAAUAAUUUCUGGUGAAUAUGUGUUCAAUCUGUUAUGUUAAAUAGAAUAUAAUAAACAUAAGACUUUACUGAUACAUCACUGAACAUAAGCUGCAAUACUGUAACUUAUUUCUGUUCUAUAAUUUCAGUAGGGGCUAAUGACCCACCCCUGCUACAUUAAAGACUUCAGACUGC
Messenger RNA from Nomascus leucogenys (northern white-cheeked gibbon), 2501 nucleotides. The record is from RefSeq and is a predicted model, not a curated record. NCBI's taxonomy places the organism in Eukaryota, Metazoa, Chordata, Mammalia, Primates, Hylobatidae.